AUCAUCGUCCCUACUUGUUUGCAAGUUUGCCUCAUAUAUUCAGUUUUGUUAACACAAAGUCAAAUUCAAAUUCCCAAAAAAAACCAUGAGUACAAUUGGCACUGGGUAUGAUCUGUCGGCAUCGCAAUUCUCUCCCGAUGGUCGCGUCUUUCAGAUUGACUAUGCAUCCAAAGCUGUGGAGAAGAGCGGUACCGUAAUUGGUAUCAGAGGCAAGGACUGCGUGGUUCUUGCUGUUGAAGAAAUUGUUGUGGACAAACUGUACGAAGUAGAUGCAGCGCGUCGCAUUUUUACCAUUGAAAAGAAUAUUGGCAUGGCCAUCGCUGGACUCAUGGCCGAUGGCAAUUUUGUGGCUGAUAUUGCUCGCCAGGAAGCUGCAAAUUUCCGUCAGCAAUUCGAGCGUACUAUUCCUCUAAAACAUUUAUGCGAUCGCGUUGCCGCCUACGUCCACGCAUACACACUGUACAGCGCUGUGCGUCCAUUCGGAUUGUCUGUAAUAUUUGCCUCGUGGGACGAGACAGAUGGACCGCAGCUAUAUAAAAUUGAGCCUUCCGGCACGGCUUUUGGCUAUUAUGCAUGUGCCAGCGGCAAGGCCAAGCAACAGGCAAAGACAGAGAUGGAAAAAUAUAAAUUUGCCGACAUGAGCACAGAUGAAUUGGUGCAAAGUGGGGGUAAAAUCAUUUAUCAAGUAAACGACGAGGUAAAUAACAAAGACUUCCGCUUUGAGAUGGGCAUAGUUGGGAGAGAAACGAAUGGCGUGCAUUUCAUCAACCACGCAUCAUGGAGUCAAUUGGCCAUUGAAGCCGGUAAAGCUGCAAAGACAGCGGAUGGUGAUAAUGAGAUUUAAGUUGAAAAUUUGAAAUAUGUUCAUCUGAUUCUAAAUCGGCUUUAUAUAAUAUUUUAUAAUUCGCAAAUGUCAAAAAAUACAGAAACCAUUUUGCCCAAUUUAUAAUCAUUUAA
Drosophila novamexicana is the source of this 957-nucleotide messenger RNA. It is a transcript of the gene Prosalpha7, whose product is annotated as proteasome subunit alpha type-3. The transcript has 3 exons. Gene Ontology annotation, cellular component: nucleus; proteasome core complex, alpha-subunit complex; proteasome core complex. Gene Ontology annotation, biological process: ubiquitin-dependent protein catabolic process. The record is from RefSeq and is a predicted model, not a curated record. Lineage: Eukaryota; Metazoa; Arthropoda; Insecta; Diptera; Drosophilidae. Bases 86 to 844 code for a protein of 252 amino acids.